CCUACCUUCUUCUCUAACAGUCUCCAAUUAUAUCUUCAAAACAGAGCAUAACUGCAUAAACAAUUCAAGAAUAUAACAAUGGCAACCAACGAGGAUCAAAAGCAAACUGAAUCUGGAAGACACGCAGAGGUUGGUCACAAAAGUCUUCUACAGAGUGAUGCUCUUUUCCAGUAUAUUUUAGAGACCAGUGUCUUCCCAAGAGAACAUGAAGCCAUGAAAGAGUUGAGAGAGGUCACAGCAAAACAUCCAUGGAACAUCAUGACAACCUCUGCAGAUGAAGGACAAUUUUUGAGCAUGCUCCUUAAACUUAUCAAUGCUAAGAAUACCAUGGAAAUUGGUGUCUACACCGGUUACUCCCUCCUUGCCACUGCCCUUGCUCUUCCUGAAGAUGGAAAGAUUUUGGCCAUGGACAUUAACAAGGAGAAUUACGAAUUGGGUCUACCAGUAAUUAAAAAAGCUGGUGUUGAUCACAAAAUUGAUUUUAGAGAAGGCCCUGCUCUACCAGUUCUUGAUGAAUUGAUUAAAGAUGAAAAAAAUCAUGGUAGCUACGAUUUCAUUUUUGUGGAUGCUGACAAGGACAAUUACCUCAACUACCACAAGAGGUUGAUUGAUCUUGUUAAAGUGGGAGGUGUGAUCGGCUACGACAACACCUUAUGGAAUGGAUCUGUGGUAGCACCCCCUGAUGCUCCUCUAAGGAAGUAUGUUAGGUAUUAUAGGGAUUUUGUUUUGGAGCUUAACAAGGCUUUGGCUGUGGACCCUAGGAUUGAAAUCUGUAUGCUUCCUGUUGGUGAUGGAAUCACUAUCUGCCGUCGGAUCAAGUAAUUGAUUUGUGUGUGCACAAUUAUGUAAUGUAAUGCUCCACAUUAUUGAACAUUAUUUUGUGGAAGCUAAAAAGCAUUUAAAAAUCAUCAAGUCUUGUUGUCUUUUUUAUUUUUCUUCAAAAUAUUUGUGUUUGUAAUUUUCUCUUGUUAUUGAUAUUGAAAUGGAGAAUAAUUGAAAGUUAUAUAUUCUUUGCCUUA
Molecule: messenger RNA, 1019 nt
Organism: Trifolium pratense (red clover)
Lineage: Eukaryota; Viridiplantae; Streptophyta; Magnoliopsida; Fabales; Fabaceae
Product: caffeoyl-CoA O-methyltransferase
Exons: 5
Coding region: 79-822 (247 amino acids)
Molecular function (GO): S-adenosylmethionine-dependent methyltransferase activity; O-methyltransferase activity
Source: RefSeq, a predicted model, not a curated record